Molecule: messenger RNA, 2172 nt
Organism: Triticum turgidum subsp. durum (durum wheat)
Lineage: Eukaryota; Viridiplantae; Streptophyta; Magnoliopsida; Poales; Poaceae
Source: the annotation of a GenBank genome assembly
AUGGCGACGAGGCCGGGCGACGAGACCGCGCAGCCCCCGCCGAAGCGCCCCCGCCACGACGGCGACCGACCCGAGCCCGAGCCGGCGCCGGCACCGGCGCGCGUGCAGCUCAACCCGGCGGACUGCAACCUCGACUUCGACGUCGGCGCCGGCGGGCUGCGGGGGGAGGCGCUGCACGGGGGCGGGUUCGCCUACUGCUGGUCGGGCGCGCGCGCGACGGCGGGGGCCCGGGGCGGCGGGCGGUACUGCUUCGGGUGCAGGGUGGUGGCGGAGCAGGCCGUGGAGAUGGGCGACACGGAGGCCGCCCAGCGCCACCUCUGCCGCGUCGGCGUCUCCCGGGGGGACGACCCCGUGGGCGGCCUCGGGGAGGCCGGCGGCCGCGGCUUCGGGUUCGGGGGCACGGGGAAGCUCUCCCACCGGGGCAGGUUCUUCGAUUACGGCGCCGCGUUCGGGGUCGGGGACACCGUCGUCUGCGCCGUGGACCUCGAUUCCAAGCCCAUGGCCUCGAUUGGGUUCGCCAAGAACGGCGAGUGGCUCGGCAUUGCUCACUACUUUGAUGCCGGACACAAGGGGUUUGGUCUGGUUGAUGCUCCUGUGAGGCCGAUGCAGUGGGAGUCAGCAAUCUUCCCGCAUGUCCUGCUGAAGAAUGUCGUCGUCGAGAUGCAGUUUAGCAGGGAGGAUGGGCUGGAGCCGGUCGAUGGCUACGAGCCCUGGACCUCAUCUUUGGUCGAUGGCAAUGCGGUGCUUGGGCCUGUGUUUGCAGAACGGAAGGAGUGUGAGGUUAUGAUGAUGGUUGGCCUCCCGGCUUCGGGGAAGACUACUUGGGCAGAGAAGUGUGUCAGGGAACAUCCGGAGAAACGCUUCGUCCUUCUUGGAACCAACCUUGCAUUGGACCAAAUGAAGGUGCCGGGAUUGCUUCGUAAGAACAACUAUGGUGAGCGCUUUGACCGUUUGAUGGAUCACGCCACACAGAUUUUCAACACAUUGCUGGACAGAGCCGCAAAGAUCCCCCGCAAUUACAUUCUCGACCAAACAAAUGUGUACAAAAGCGCCCGUAUUCGCAAGCUGAGGCCAUUUGCAAACUACUAUAAAAUUGCUGUGGUUGUUUUCCCAUCGCCAAGUGAACUCAAUUCCCGGGCAGCAAAACGAUUCCAGGAGAUGGGGAAGGAUGUACCGGCUGAAGCAGUUGAUCAGAUGACAGCCAAUUUUGUCUUGCCACUGUCAAAUGACAUUCCUGGUUCAAAGGAGCCUUUCGAUGAGGUGAUUUUUGUGGAGCUUUCCAGGGAUGAUGCCCAGAGAGACCUAGACGAGAUCAAGCGUCUGCUGCCAAGAGCCUCGACUACCAGCCAUGGCAAUUUCAGUAACCAGAUGGUGAGCUCAGCAUAUACCGGGACUGUUUCUGUGGCAGGACCAUCUCCGUCGCCAGGCUUUGAACCACCAAUGAACUACUCCUAUGGACAAGGUGUGCAUGCUCCGGGUGCACAGGCUGGCUACUCAAAUGCUCCAUAUCAGAUCCAGUCAAGCUACUCGAAUGCCCCAUAUCAGCAACAGACAUGCGCAAGCUACCCAAAUCCAAGCUAUCCAAACACCGCAGACCAGAAUCAAGUUCACGCAAGCUACACAAGCACCGCAGACCAGCAUCAAGUUCACACAAGCUACGCAAGCACCGCAGACCAGCAUCAAGCCUACGGAAGCUACGCAAGCGCCCCGCUUCCUGGAUAUGGAUCACCAAAUGCAUAUGGUUCCCAAGGGUACCCAAGUCCAUACAGCAGCCCUGGUUACGCGAUGAACAUCUACGAGACUCCUGAGCCAGAGGGAGAAUACGUGGGAUCCGGCUACGGACCUGCACCCCCAGUCCAUGCCCAGCCAUCCGGCUACGCACCUGCAGCUCCAGUCCAUGUCCAGCCAUUGCCUCAAGCUGUUCAUCAGCGUCAUGAUGGUGCUUCCUCAUGGAGCUCUGGCAGUUACAGACCCUAUGGACAGCAGCCUCUUGGUAAGCGCCUAGCUCAUGCCCCAGGCUCUUGCUUUAGUUCACUCUGUAUUACAUACACCCAAGUUGAUUCCGCCUUCAGCACCUCCCCCUCCUCCCUACUACAUGAAUGCACAGCCAGGCCGUUGCUAACAUGCCUCUGUAAUUUGCUUUUUGAGGUUCCCAGGAAACUGUUUCUGUAA